GCUACAUCUCAACACGUAAAUUAUAAAAGUAAAACAAAUAUUGAAAAACUGUGCAAUGUGAUAAUCGCUGCUUAUACAAUUCAGCGGCAUUUAAUAAAUUAAACUUUGAUAUGGAUGAAUAUGGAAUAUAGAGCACUUUAUCUUACUCUCGUAAAAAAGUAAAAUGCCAUUAGAUGUCCAACGAACUAAGCCCUCUAAGGGUAAGAGGAUAAAGAACUUUGGAAGAGGCUUAAGUAAUGAUCCAGACCAAUUGCCAUACAGUAGAGCUGAUGAUGGAGAUAUCAUCUUGCCUAAUGCAUUUAGAGGGAGACUGUACGAGCUGUUCAGCCAAAUCGAGAAGGAAUUCGAAGCGCUGUACACGGAAAACAUAGCACUAAAGGAAAAAAUUGAAGCUUUGAAUGAACAGCUAGAGAGAGAGCCAGUCUGUGUUGCUGCUGAUAGGACUGAGCUGGUGGAUGGUACUGAGGCAGCAACUUCAAAAAACAAAGGGAAAAGAGAAUCACUAACAGCUAGUCAAUUAUCCCAGAAGAUCAAAAGCACGUACAAACUGAAAGCAUCGACCAGCCGAAUAGUUUCUACUUUCAAAGCUCCUACACUGACAUGCCGUUUAUCGAAAGAAUAUAUAGGCCAUAGGGAUGGAGUUUGGGAAGUUAGUUGCUCUCGAUAUGGACCGCCUGUAAUAGCUACAGCUUCAGCAGAUCACACAGCAAGAAUUUGGGAUAUACACAAUGGCAGUUGUAUACUGCAGUAUUGGGGGCACAAAGGUUCUGUUAACUCUGUGCGAUUUCAUCCAACUCAGGAUUUGGUUGUAUCUGCGUCUGGAGACCAAACUGCUCAUGUCUGGCCUGCAUCUGUCUCUGGAGGGACUAUAAUUGAAAGCUUGAAAUGUCAUUCUUCAGAAGAGGAAGUUGAAUUGUCAGAGGAGGACCACUAUGAUGAUGCUGAUACAUCUCAUAAUGUUUCCAUAUUGAAGAAUGCAAAGAUUGAACUCCAAGGACAUAUAGGUGUAGUUAUUGCUGCAGACUGGCUUGCCGGAGGUGAUCAAGUGAUUACCGCUUCCUGGGAUCGAACAGCUAAUGUUUAUGACGUGCAAACGGGGGAGCUUGUAACACAGUUAGUAGGACAUGAUCAAGAGCUUACAAAUACCUGUACCCAUCCUAUGCAACGUCUUGUCGUGACAUCUUCCAAAGACACAACAUUUCGUUUAUGGGACUUCAGAGAAGCAAUACAUUCUGUUAGUGUGUUCCAGGGUCAUACAGACUCUGUAACUUCAGCUACAUUUGCUAGUGGUGACAAGGUUGUUUCUGGAAGUGAUGACAGAACAGUAAAGGUUUGGGACUUAAAGAAUAUGCGUUCACCUCUUACUACAAUAAGAUUAGAUUCUCCAGUCAACAGGUUAGCAGUUUCAAACCAGCAUGUCAUAGCAAUUCCACAUGAUAACAGACAUGUACGUCUGUUUGAUCUAAAUGGUGUUCGUCUUGCAAGGCUACCUCGAAGUAACAGACAGGGUCAUCGAAGAAUGGUGUGUUCAGUAGCAUGGUUAGAUGAUGCACAUUCAAAACCAUGCAACUUGUUCACCUGUGGAUUUGAUAGACUUGUAUUUGGUUGGCGUGUUACAUUCCCUAAUAAAGAUGAUACAAAGCUCAACACAGUAAAACCAAACUAAAUUAAUGUAAUUUAUGUACUUUGUCAAAUGUCAUGGGCAUUUUUACUGUGAUCAGAGAACUGAGAUGUUUGAAUAUUGUUUAUGUUAUAAAGCAGAUUACUGAAAUACUGAAACUUCAAAAUAGCUAAUUAAAAAUUUUUAUUAUUUUUGCAUCUAAUUUUUAAAAAAAUUAUGCUUGUUAAUGAAUGAACUGCAUUAUGUAUUUUCGACUUUGUCAUUGUGUACAUAUUAAUUCUAGAAUAAAAUAUGUUCUAUUACUCCAAAUAUUUGGUAUUGUAAUAUUUUGUUGCAAUAAAAAAUGCCAUUGCACUUUUUAUCUAAGCAUUA
Messenger RNA from Stegodyphus dumicola, 1993 nucleotides. It is a transcript of the gene Wdr37, whose product is annotated as WD repeat domain 37. NCBI's taxonomy places the organism in Eukaryota, Metazoa, Arthropoda, Arachnida, Araneae, Eresidae. Gene Ontology annotation, molecular function: protein binding. The record is from RefSeq and is a predicted model, not a curated record.